This is a messenger RNA of Ectocarpus sp. CCAP 1310/34, 1584 nucleotides long. The record is from the annotation of a GenBank genome assembly. Lineage: Eukaryota; Phaeophyceae; Ectocarpales; Ectocarpaceae.
CUCGCGUUUGAACUGUCGGUCACGCCGCAAACCUAAGACAGUAGCGCCGCCGAUACAGCCAGUCGCAUGGCGGUGCUUCGUUGUCCAGCGAAACUAGCACCGUCCCCACUCGCCGCUCCCCCUGGCACCGAACACAAACGGACUGCCCUCGCGAAGGUUUUAAUUUUUGCCCAUGAAAUCGAGAGGGGGCUUUCGUUCGUGACGGAUGUGUCCGUGGCAGACGGGAGCCCUCUUCCCCCCAACACCCGCUUCGUGAAGACGUGGUGCAUGCGCAACGACGGCCCGGUCACGUUCCCCGCAGGCUGCAAGAUCGUGCCCGUGGGGGGCGAUCUCAUGGCCGGGCCGGAGGACGGUGUGGCCAUCGAACAGCGCGGCCCCGGCGAGGAAUUCCAUGUGAGUAACGUCACAAGUGCCACAGGACCGAUCACCGGUCGCCGAUGGCCAAUCGGGGACCGCCCUCGGGAGAGUUUGAAGUCCAUGAGAAGGAAUAGAACAGGGAGGGGGAGGGGGCACGCAGACCUUAACGUGUUUUCCUAACCCAACUUCCCCAGUUGCAUGCUUUGUCGCGUUUAGUUGGUCGAAAAGCCUCGCGAAGGCUAUCGCCAAGGGGGGGCAUCGUAUCGUGUUUGUGUGUCCUCUUGUGUGUAUGCCCUUUUUUAUUUGCCGCUCGAGAGACUCUGAUUGGUGCGAUUGUUGUCGCUGUCGGCGUUAAUUUCUAGAAGGUGUACAUAUCGUCGUAGAAAAGGCAACCUGGUCAAGAUAAUACCACAGUCGAAGAGGAUGCCGUAGUUCAGAGUCUUUGCAGUGAGUGGGAAAAGAACCGAGGCAUGUUUUGUUGUAAGACAUAUUUGGCUUUGCCAACGCGAGGGAUUGUUUUUUGGUGCACACUCGAGCAUGUAGUGGGCGUCGGUUGGCGUCUAGGCGAACUACUGUAGCAUCAGGCAAAAGAUGAUGCGUUUCCGUCGGUGAUCGGGUGUGGGCAGCGCGUGAGCGUACGGUGACGGUUCGUCUUGUGCUUCCCCCCUUGAUCACAUGGGCAGGGGUCGGCCAUGCAAAGGACUUGGUUCACGUUCUUCUUUUAUUUUAUUUUCUCGCAGACCACGAGAAGGGUAGACAACACACGUCCCCUCGGUGCCCGCCCCAUGAUUAUUUCCGCGACGUAUCAACUCCUGUGCAGGAAACUCACGUUCCCGCUCGUGUGUGCUCUCACUGUCUUCUUGGCUAGGGAUGGAGAGAGGUCGGUGGCCGUCGCAGGGUUUGUCGUUGAUGUAAACAUGUUGGAUGAAUGUACUUCGCAUGCAAUUGGGGAUGGUUGGGUCAGGGUUCAGGGUGUUUUGGUCUGCGUUCCCACUUGCUGUAUGUUUUUUUUUUUCCUCGUAAAGUUUGUUUCUCGCGAAGGCGGUACAAGAGAGAUGUAUGUGUAGCGACAGAAGCGAGAGAGAGGACAUACGCGCCCGCUGUAUCAACCUUAACCGGUGUAAGUGGAAAGGGAAAUGGAUAUGUGGAUGUGUAGCGACAGGGCGACAGAAAGCGAGACACCGAAAACAUUCGCUCGCUAUCAACACAAACGGUGUUGACUAGUAA